Molecule: messenger RNA, 2571 nt
Organism: Pteropus alecto (black flying fox)
Lineage: Eukaryota; Metazoa; Chordata; Mammalia; Chiroptera; Pteropodidae
Gene: PNMA1
Product: PNMA family member 1
Exons: 1
Coding region: 739-1800 (353 amino acids)
Source: RefSeq, a predicted model, not a curated record
CCUCCACUGCGGCAGUCACUCCGCUGGCUGCGGUCGGGUCAGGCUGCAGCCGCGGUGAGCCUGCUGCAGCCCGCGCUUCCGCCGUCUGUAUCCUCGGUCCUCGGCCGUCCUUGCCGCCCAGAGGGUUCUCAGCCUGCGAAGGAGCCGCUCCCGGGCUGAUCCUGCCGCUGUUGCUGCGACCGCGGGACACUCUCCCUCUCCAAGGGCGGCACAGCCCUCGUCUGCAAAGCAGCCGCCCCUCGGCCGCCUGAAGGCCCGGUUCCGACCGCGAACGUCCGAUCGACGCCCGCAGCAGCGACUGCCUGGCGCGCCGGCCGCGGAGAGGAGGCGGCCACACCCCCGCGACCACACCCCGGCGGCCUCGCCAGCCCGGCGGCUCCUGCCCUCGCCACCCGCGCUCUCUCCAGGCCUUCCACGCUGCGGCGGGUCCGGACCCCCGACCUGCAGCUGGAGGACCCCGCUUCGCAGACGGCGACCUGAGACGCAAGAUGGCCGCGACCGCGUGACUGACCGGCUGCGCAUUCCAGAGGCUUCGCGCCGCGAACGCGCCGUCGGACGCACUUGGAGGAGCAGCGAAAGGACAAGAGCUGGACUCUGGUGUCGUUUGUUAUAUCUGAUUGUGUGAAGCUUGCUUCCCGUGGGCGUUUUGGGGACAGCGUCUGCUGUUCCAAGUCCUAGAGCACAGGGAGCCACGGUCUGAUCCCUAUUUGUAGAAUUGGGCCCUUGAUAGUUGGGAAAAUGGCGAUGACACUGUUGGAAGACUGGUGCAGGGGGAUGGAUGUGAACUCCCAGAGAGCCCUGCUCGUCUGGGGGAUCCCAGUGAACUGUGAUGAGGCUGAAAUCGAAGAGACCCUCCAGGCUGCGAUGCCCCAGGUGCCCUAUCGAGUGCUUGGGAGAAUGUUCUGGAGGGAAGAGAAUGCGAAAGCAGCCUUGUUAGAGCUCACUGGCGCUGUAGAUUACGCGGCCAUCCCCAGGGAGAUGCCGGGUAAAGGAGGGGUCUGGAAAGUGGUCUUUAAGCCCCCGACUUCCGAUGCUGAAUUUUUAGAAAGGUUGCACCUCUUCCUAGCGAGAGAGGGGUGGACCGUGCAAGAUGUUGCCCGUGUCCUUGGGUUUCAGAACCCCGCUCCGGCCCCAGGCCCAGAUAUGCCAGCAGAGAUGCUAAACUAUAUUUUGGAUAAUGUUAUUCAGCCUCUUGUUGAGUCCAUAUGGUACAAGAAGCUGACGCUGUUCUCGGGGAGAGACAUCCCGGGGCCUGGGGAGGAGACCUUUGAUCCCUGGCUGGAGCACACUAAUGAGGUCAUAGAGGAGUGGCAGGUGUCUGAUGUAGAAAAGAGGCGGCGAUUGAUGGAGAGUCUUAGAGGCCCUGCCGCUGAUGUCAUCCGCAUUCUCAAGACUAACAAUCCUGCGAUAACCACCGCCGAAUGCCUGAAGGCGCUUGAGCAGGUUUUCGGUAGCGUCGAGAGCUCUCGGGAUGCGCAGGUCAGAUUUCUGAAUACUUACCAGAACCCAGGAGAAAAGUUAUCGGCUUAUGUUAUACGCCUGGAACCUCUACUGCAGAAGGUGGUGGAGAAGGGGGCCAUAGAUAAAGAUAACGUAAAUCAGGCCCGCCUGGAGCAGGUCAUCGCUGGGGCCAACCACAGCGGAGCCAUCCGGAGGCAGCUGUGGCUGAUCGGGGCUGCGGAAGGGCCGGCCCCUAACCUCUUCCAGUUGCUGGUGCAGAUCCGCGAGGAGGAGGCCAAGGAGGAAGAGGAGGAGGCUGAGGCUGCCCUCCUGCAGUUAGGCCUGGAGGGGCACUUCUGAGCCCCAGGAAACGGAGCUUUAGUGCAGACCUAGAUCACAGUUGCUUUCGCGUCUCUCUGCUGUCUUAUAGGUAUGUCUCUUACUAAUAAAUUCUUGUUUUCUGAGGGGAAGUCAGGCCUGCGUAUUCAUGUAACAUUAGUAAAAUCAUGAGAGUGAGCAAUCCUGAGCCGCUACAAGAGAGUCAUGCUAGCUGAAAUGCCAGGUAAAGGCUUGGACCCAAGUACUCAGUGCAAGCUGUCGUUGUGGCAUCAUCAUAAGUUGUGGAAAACGUGAACUUGUGACACUUCUGAUUGAGGUACUUAAAUGUAAAAUUGCAUGUUCAGAUGUUUAGCCCAGAGCCUGGCUAAUACAGGAAAUGUUGAGUAAAAAUAUGAACUAUUACUAAUAUCGUGAGUUACUAAUAUUUUGAGUUUCGUGUUUACUGAAGAUUGUUCCUGAUUUAUAUUAAUGGAAAGAAAUGUGAAUCAUAUUAUUAGUUGCACUUUACAGUGCUAAUUUCUCAGUUUUCAUCUUUAGACAUCUGGAUUAGUAUAAUCGAAAAGUAUUCUGAGACUACAAAAUGAGUUGGAAAUUUAGAGCUGCGUAAAUUAGAAUUUUUCACUGUAUGAGAUAUAAAUCGCAUGGGUAGGUUAAUAUGAACCAGUUACAGUAUCCAUUCCCCCAUUUCAAAUCUUUGUCAUUGGCUAGUAGUUCUUAUUCAUGCUGAUUAUAAGUAUUCUAAAUUGGAAGUUAUCAAAUACAUGUAUACAAAUAAAAAUAUUUUAAAAAUUC